This is a messenger RNA of Arabidopsis lyrata subsp. lyrata, 1426 nucleotides long. RefSeq lists its product as uncharacterized. NCBI's taxonomy places the organism in Eukaryota, Viridiplantae, Streptophyta, Magnoliopsida, Brassicales, Brassicaceae. The transcript is spliced from 3 exons. The record is from RefSeq and is a predicted model, not a curated record. Bases 229 to 1323 code for a protein of 364 amino acids.
CUAGACAACUUCUCUUUUUUAAGAGUCUUCUUAAAUACGAUGUAUAAUAUAGUCAUUCCAUUAUAAAUGAAGUGGGUUAUUGUUUAUUUCCUUCAAAAAGAGUUUUUAUCUCCAUAAAGAUUCUUCCAUAUUAAUUGUGAACUUGAUGGCCAAGGCCUUCUCUCUUUAUUACUUUGAAGAUGGAAGGGGGAUACGACCAGUCACCAACAAAGAUUAGGGUUUUCGACGAUGUCUCAGCUCAUUAACCGACUCUUGAAGCCAUCUGUCUGCAAAAAUGUCAUCAGAUCUCACAACAAGAACGUUCGGAUGUUCUCAUCAUCUAAGUCGACAUACCCGUACGUGUUGAUUGACCACCUCCUUAAGACGACGAAACACUGUUCCAAUGAUCAAGUAUACUAUGCUGAUAAGAAGCUCGUGAUUAAGGACCAGGGACUCGCAGAGGAGGUCCGAGAGAUGAUGACCGUUGGAUUUUCACAUAAAGAUGGAUGGAGAGUUCACUUGGAGAAAUCUGAGUAUAGUUCCAAAAGUCUCAUGGUGGUCAGUAACACAUCAUUUGGCCCAGUGAAACAUCAUCUCCCUCCUCUGUCUAGUAGUUGUCGAAUCCAGAAUGUGGCAAUAUCAAACUCUGUUGACAUAAAGAAGGAAGACUUGGUAGUGGCUGUCAAGUUCGUGGGAUCUGAUGUGAGUCUGUGCAAGCCCUUCAGCGACUCUAGCUCUGGAUGGAUCAACAUCAAUACUUCUGGCUCUGUCCACCCUUUCUCGAGUCUAACGUAUUCGAAGAAGAAUAAAAAAUUUCUCAGUGUUAGUCCUUCUGGGAAGUAUUUGUGGUACUUGGAUCUCCACUUCGAUGAGGAUAAUGUCCAGCCCAACUUAUCUUAUUUAUUGUUUAAGGAGGACCCUCUCCAGAAGUUGUAUAAGACGGAUUUGGAAGAUUACAUCUGGCGUUCCAGAACAGACCACCUGGUGGAGUCACCCUCCGGUGAACAUUUCCUCGUCAAGUGGUUCUGUGAGGAAGACAGGGACGACGAGAAAAUCAUCCAGAAAACGCAUGGGUUUAUGGUGUUUAGAGCGGAUACAAUCUGCGGUGAAUUGAUUAACACGCAAGACAUUGGAAAUCUUUGUAUAUUUCUUGGACAUGGUGAAGCAUUCUGUGUCCCGGCAAGCUCGUCUCCUGGACUUAUACCUAACUCCAUCUAUUACGUGGGCUGUAACUUUGGUGUUCACGAUAUCGCAACCAACACUACCACUAACUUCUACACAAAAGAUAAAGUUCCAUUAAGGUCCACUGAGUUCCCUUACUGGCCUCUUCCUCUCUCUUACUAGUGAGAAGUGACUUUGAUAUUGUUGGAUGUCUUUUAUCUGCUGUCUUUUUGGGUUUGGUUCUUGUACUAGUUAAUGUUUUUGGUUCGUCUACUAUUUGAAAUAA